CCGGGAGAAGCAGAAGCUGCUGAAGGAUCUGGGGGCGCCCCCCCGCGGCCCCUCCUCCCCCCCCGUCCCCGACGCCCUUCAGGAGGCCAGCGUCAGAGCGGCUGCAGAGCGGAGACUCGGAGAGGCCGAGCAGAGACUCAGCAGACACAGGGAGCUGCAGCAGAGGGACGAGGCUGUGCUGAGGCACCUCCUGCAGCAGGAGCAGAAGAAGAGGGAGUCUCUGAAGGCAGCGGAGGGGAAGGUGCUGAGAGUCAGAGAGCAGCUGCAGGCCGCAGAGAAGGUGGUGACGGCCAAUAGGACGCUGCUGAAGAAGCUGCAGGAGCAGGUGCAGCGGGUGGAGCAGCGCGUCUCUCUGAAGCAGACUGUGUGUGAGCGGCUGCAGCUGCAGCUGUCUGCGGCGCAGCAGGCUGCAGGGGGCGGAGCUAAACGCAGAGCAGACACCAUCCACAGCCAGCCGAUGAAGCAGCGGCGGUUGGACCCUGCUCUCCGCACCGCGGGGGGUCACUUUGCAGAGCUGCUGGCUCAGAAGCAGCGCCUCCAGCUGCUGGAGCGCGAGUACGCUCUGAAGAUCCAGCAGCUGAAGGACCGGCAGGCGCUCAGAUCUAACCCCCCCGUCUCAGAGCUGCCCCCCGUCUCAAAUCUGACCCUCCCAACUCCCUCCCCCUCCACCCUCCCCCUUUCACAACCCUCCCUACAUGACCUCACCCAGGAUAAACUGAUUCUGGACAGCGAGGAGGAGGCGGAGGACCCCCAAGUCUCUGUUUCUUUAGGGGAGGGGGGCCCCGUCUCUGCUUCUGUGAGGGAGGGGGGUCGCCGCCCGUCCCUCUGUCGGUCCAGCAGCUCCUUCACCAGACCCCACCUGGAGCAGCAAGGCUCCCCCAAAGACAACAACAAGCCCCUCCCCCUUGUACCCCCCCCCAGGACAGAGGUGUUGGGUGGGCUUCCCCUGGAGGCUCUUCAGCAGGGGGGGGGGCCGGGGGGCCUCGGGGAGCUGCUGCAGAGAGAGAUGCUCCUCCUGGGGGGAGGCGUCCACUCCCCCUCCCCCACUGCACAGGUGGUUUCCGUGGAGAUUGAUGCAGCCACCAGCCAAUCAGGGAGCGGGGAUCUGAAGCCUGUCCCCUACACAGCCUAUCACAGCCCUCUGCUGGUCUUCAGGUCCUACAGGUUCAGCCCUUACUUCCGGACGAAGGAGAAGCUUCCUCUGAGCUCCGUGACCUACAGCAACUGCAUGGACCCGAGGAGGAACUUCUGCCGCUUCGAGCUGAGCGGGACCUGCAACGAUGACCUCUGCAGAUGGCAGCACAUGAGGGACUGCACACUGACAGGAAACCAGCUGCUGCAGGACUUCCUGUCCUACAACCUCUCUCUGAUUGGCUGCUCAGAGACCAGCUCAGACAAGGACAUCAGUGCAUGCACAGAGAGGUACAUGCAGCAGCUGUUUGGUUCUAACUCGGUCCGGAUGUCUUUGGAUCAGAAGGCGGUGCUGCUCGUCAGCAAAGUGAACGAGAGCCGGCGCCACGUGCCCCCCUUCACCACCUGUAAGGACCCCAGGAGCUGGAGGCCCUCGGCUCAGAGCAGCGCCCCCCCCCAGGAGGACAGUGAGGACGAGAGUGCAGGGGGGGAGACCCCGGAGGGGGGGGAGGCACGGUACCCCGGCGGUGUGUCUCUGGACGUGUGUGUCUCCUCGGAGGACAAGCGUUACUUCCUCAGUGAGACGGACGACCUCUCCAACCUGGAGCUGAGCGUCCUGCAGAGCCCCAGAGACACCCAGCUGUGGAUCAAACUGGCCUUCAAGUACCUGCAGCAGAGCGAGGCGUGUGCAGCGGAGGGUCUGGAGGCCGCCCUCAACACGCUGUCCCGGGCCCUGGAGAGUAACUGCGGGGACCCCGAGGUGUGGAGCCACUACCUGAGCCUGUUCUCCAGGAGGGGCAGCAGGGACGAGCUGCAGCAGAUGUGUGAGAUGGCCGUGGAGCACGCGCCGCACUACAGGGUGUGGUGGGAGUACCUGCAGCUGGAGGGGUCGUUUGAGGGGAAAGACUUUGUGUGUGAGCGCCUCCUUCAGUUCCUGCUGAUGGAGGCGCCCCCCUCCUCAUCCCAGCUGAUGGAGGCGCCCCCCUCCUCCUCCCAGCUGAUGGAGGCGCCCCCCUCCUCAUCCCAGCUGAUGGAGGCGCCCCCCUCCUCAUCCCAGCUGAUGGAGGCGCCCCCCUGCUCCUCCCAGCUGAUGGAGGCGCCCCCCUCCUCUGACAGAGGCUCCUCCCCCUCAUCUGACAGAGAAUCCUCCCAGCUGAUGGAGGCGCCCCCCUCCUCUGACAGAGGCUCCUCCCCCUCAUCUGACAGAGAAUCCUCCCAGCUGAUGGAGGCGCCCCCCUCCUCUGACAGAGGCUCCUCCCCCUCAUCUGACAGAGACUCCUCCCAGCUGAUGGAGGCGCCCCCCUCCUAUGACAGAGGCUCCUCCCCCUCUUCUGACAGAGACUCCUCCCAGCUGAUGGAGGCGCCCCCCUCCUCUGACAGAGGCUCCUCCCCCUCCUCUGACAGAGGCUCCUUCCAGCUGAUGGAGGCGUUGCUGUAUCGGGUGCAGCUGCAUCUGUUCAGCGGGCGGGGGGGAAGCGCGCUGGCUCUGCUGCAGGGCGCUCUGAAGGCCCCUCAGCUCCGCAGCCUGUUGGACCACCUCUCCCCCUCGCACCGCGCUCUGCUCUGGCUCUGCUUCGUCCACCUGACGGAGUUCAGCCGGCUGCCGAGCCUCUUCUUGCCCGCUGAGUCCGGGCCGGGGCGGCUGGUCAGCACCGAGAGCUUCCUGAUGCCCUGGAGGACGCCUCGGGACAUCAGGACGCCCACACACACCCUGAUCCAGCUGUUCCAGGACGGCGUGCUGCAGUGCUGUGACGAGCGUCUGUCCGUCAGCGAGAGGACGCUCGCCUGCCUUCCUCUGCACAACAACCUCCUGUUCCUCUACCGCCUCCUGGAGAGGUAUGAUGAGGGCGUGGCCCUGUGUGAGUCGCUGCUGCAGGUGUGUCCUGACUCCGCCCCUCUGAGAGUCUCUCUGUCCGAGCUGCUGCUGCUGAGGGGCGACACCGAGGGGGGGGUCAACACCUGGCUGACCGCUCUGACAGAGAGCCCCCACAAUGCCGAGCUGCUGUACCGCUGCUGCUGCUUCCUCAGAGCACAGGAGAGGUGCAGCGCCAUCGCUCCGCUGGUCCGAUGCUUCAUGCUGUCGCUGUGUGAGGAGCAGCAGAGCGUCAGGGAGCCCGUGGACGUCCUGCGACAGCUGCUGGGUUUCCCCAGCGAGGAGCUGCAGAGAGCUCCGAUCAUCACAGACCUGCAGGAGCCGCUCCGCCAGCAGAGAGCCUACCUGCACCUCAUACACUGCUGCUGGCAGCGGCUGCACGGAUCAGUGGACGACACUGUGGACGCCUACGAGAGAGCGCUGGGGUCCGUCCUGCAGCGAGACCAGCUGCACACUCUGUGGAUGGAGUACCUGGAGUUCAGCUCUGUGUCCCUCAGUCGGUCCAAACGGUUCUCAAAUCUGAUCCAUCGCUGCCUCAGCACCGUCCCGUCCCGCCUGUGUGUCCCCUUCAACCCCGCUGAGUUCUGGAGCUGCUACACCUUCCACAACAAGGUGGUAACGCUCUACCUGCGCUGUCUGCCGAAAUCCCAGCAUGCUCUUGUUCUGGAGAGACUAAGAUACGCCAUGCCCAACAACACUGAACUGGGUCUGAGGUUGCUGCAUCAGGAGUGGCAGGAUGGAAACAUGGAGCACCUGAAGUUCCAGGUCCGGAUGCUGAGCAGCCAUUCUCCCAAGUGCCUCGCCUACUGGAACAUAGCGCUAGCUGUGGAGAAGGAGCUGAAGCAAACUUCUGAGGUGCGACGUCUGUAUCAUCAAGCUCUGACCAACCUUCCUCUGUGUGCUGAGCUGUGGAAAGAUCGCCUCCUGGCUGCAGCAGCUGAUGGAGACGGACCCCCUCGGCUGCGGCGGCUGCUCUCCAGGGUUCAGCAGGUGGGAGUGAGUCUCGGUCUCAGUGAGCGUCUCACUUUAGUGACCGAAGAUCAGUGACAUUAAAGAUUAAUAAGCUGUAGAUGAGUGAGAGCAGACCGAGGUAAGACGGAGCCCCCCCCCACCCCCCACAGAGAGUCCACAUGUGUCUCAUCAUGGACGUAAGUAUAGACCUGCUGAGUGACCCGGUGAUGAAUUCAUGUUUCUGUUUCUGUCACUUUUCAUUUGGACCUCAUUCCCACCCUUUUUAUUUUUACCUGAGCCCCCCCCCCUCCCCCCCCCCCCCUCCAGUAGCAAUGCUGCAUCUGCACGUUGUCUUUUCUUUGUCUCCUGAGGAAACACAAGACUUUUAUUUUGAUAAAGAUCAAUAUGAAUAUUUUGAGAGAGACUGACCGGCUGCAGGACUCGCGGCUCUGCUGGAUUGUUUUUUUCCUUUUUCUCAAAGUUCUCUCAUGACAUGAUUAAAGAGUAUCCCAGCGGAGAGGAGAGGAGUCCUUCCACUGUUGUUUUUUAUAUGUUGGAUUUAAAUGUUAUUAAAUUAUUUUCUAAAUAUAA
This is a messenger RNA of Trematomus bernacchii (emerald rockcod), 4546 nucleotides long. It is a transcript of the gene zfc3h1, whose product is annotated as zinc finger C3H1 domain-containing protein. Lineage: Eukaryota; Metazoa; Chordata; Actinopteri; Perciformes; Nototheniidae. Gene Ontology annotation, cellular component: exosome (RNase complex); nucleus. The record is from RefSeq and is a predicted model, not a curated record. Gene Ontology annotation, molecular function: protein binding. Gene Ontology annotation, biological process: RNA processing.